AUGCGCUUUGAACAGCCGCUUUGCCGCUGGGAAGUACGGGUCCUGCCGGGAAUACCGUCCGUCGUGGAGCCGGAGGUGGAGGAUCCGCUCUGGAGCUUUGUGCGGGUUCUGGAGAAGCGAGAUGGGACCGCGCUUCGACUGCAGCAGUACGGCUCCGGAGGCGUGGGUUGCGUUGUGUGGGACGCCGCCAUCGUCCUUGCCAAAUACCUGGAGACGCCGGGGUUUUCUGGCGAUGGGGCCCACGCUCUGAGUCGGCGCUCGGUGCUGGAGCUGGGUUCCGGCACGGGGGCCGUGGGGCUCAUGGCUGCGACCCUCGGGGCAGAUGUUAUAGUCACUGAUCUUGAGGAGCUACAAGACUUGCUGAAAAUGAAUAUUAAUAUGAACAAGCAUCUUGUGACUGGUUCUGUUCAAGCCAAGGUACUGAAAUGGGGUGAUGACAUAGAAGACUUGAUGUCACCAGACUACAUAUUAAUGGCGGACUGCAUAUACUAUGAGGAGUCCUUGGAACCAUUGCUGAAAACACUAAAAGAUCUCAGCGGAUCUGAAACUUCUAUUAUAUGUUGUUACUUACAACGUACAAUGGGGAAAAAUCCAGAAAUUGAGAAGAAAUAUUUUGAGCUCCUGCAGCUAGACUUUGACUUUGAAAAAAUCCCUUUGGACAAACAUGAUGAAGAAUACCGAAGUGAAGACAUUCAUAUUCUACACAUCAGAAAGAAAAAUCCGAAACCGCCAUCAUGAAGCCCUUUUCCAUUACCCGUGCCCCCAGCAUCCUGGGUAAGGUAAAGCUGUGACCACGCAUGCACACCGCAUGGAAGACUGCCUUACAGAGUUCCCAGCAUGUCUUAGAGAUCUGGCUCCUGGAUGACCGCUGCCUUGGACUGCCCACAGUGUGAAAUGCCUGCCUGCCCGUGGGCCUGAAAUCUAACUUAGGUUUACUUAGCUCAGCAUCAAGUUCUGUUUAAAGGAAACAUUGACAAUCACUCAAAUAAAGAUUAAUUUUGAGGGCAGCCUCAAGUCUGAAGCAGCAUGGUUGACUCGGUACAUUUUCAAGAAACUUAGAAAUAAAUUGCUCCAAUUUCUGAUGGCA
Rattus rattus (black rat) is the source of this 1087-nucleotide messenger RNA. It is a transcript of the gene Vcpkmt, whose product is annotated as valosin containing protein lysine methyltransferase. Gene Ontology annotation, biological process: peptidyl-lysine methylation. Gene Ontology annotation, molecular function: protein-lysine N-methyltransferase activity. Lineage: Eukaryota; Metazoa; Chordata; Mammalia; Rodentia; Muridae. The record is from RefSeq and is a predicted model, not a curated record. Gene Ontology annotation, cellular component: cytosol; cytoplasm.